This is a messenger RNA of Solanum verrucosum, 633 nucleotides long. RefSeq lists its product as uncharacterized. Bases 1 to 633 code for a protein of 210 amino acids. The record is from RefSeq and is a predicted model, not a curated record. The transcript has 2 exons. NCBI's taxonomy places the organism in Eukaryota, Viridiplantae, Streptophyta, Magnoliopsida, Solanales, Solanaceae.
AUGGAUAAUUCAGCAUUUGCUAUUCAUUCGUACUCUGCCUCUCUUACGACAUUUAAUGGUCUUAACUUCUCAGACUGGUGCGAACAAAUCAAAUUCCAUCUAGGAGUUUUAGGUCUUGAUGUUGCACUUUACACUGAGAAGCCAACUGCUAUUACUGAAACUAGCAGUGUUGAAGAAAGGUCCUAUUAUAAGCACUGGGAUCGGUCUAACAAAUUAGGCCUAAUGUUCAUGCGAAUGAAUAUUGCGGGCAAUAUUAAGAAUAAUCUUCCCAAAACUGAGAAUGCAAAAGAAUUUCUGAAAUUUGUGGAAGAAUCCUCUCAAACUGCUGAUAACUCUCUUGCUGGGACACUAAUGGGUACUUUGACCAGUAUGAAGUUUGAUGGUUUACGUACCAUGCAUGAGCAUGUCAUUGAAAUGACAAACAUAGCAGCAAGACUUAAGUCUUUGGGAAUGGAAGUGGAACAAAAUUUUCUUGUACAAUUCAUCAUCAACUCAUUACCGUCUGAGUAUGGCCCUUUCCAAAUGAACUACAACACCAUGAAAUACAAAUGGAACGUGCAUGAAUUGCACAGAAUGUUGGUUCAAGAGGAAAUAAGGCUCAAGAAUCAAGGACCCACUCCAUCAACUUUGUAA